Molecule: messenger RNA, 3579 nt
Organism: Drosophila bipectinata
Lineage: Eukaryota; Metazoa; Arthropoda; Insecta; Diptera; Drosophilidae
Source: RefSeq, a predicted model, not a curated record
CAAAAAUCAGCUGUUUGGUGGGGAGGGUUUUCUUUACCCGAUGCAAUAAACAAAAAACACAAAAACAAUGCAGAUAAAGCCUAUAAUUACAUACUCCGGCUCAUGCCCCCUUUUUCGCUCGCUGGAGUCGCAAAUUCUGAACGCCAUUCCCCUGGACACUUGUGAGUGGAGACGAACUUUCCAACGGCCCACAAAACAUGUUCGCUUAGAGGCCCAGACUCAGCAGUUUAAUGUGUCCUCCCUGGAGAAGUACAAAUCCGGAGAAUGGAGCAUCUUGGAGCAUCCAAUACUGCACAUCUUUGUCACGGAGUGCAAUGAUGUGGACACCUACAAGGCUACCAUCAAGGAGGAGAUUGACACCUGGCUGAAGUUAUUAAACAGCUAUGGUGUUACAGACUGGAUGAUUCUGUUGGUGGAGACACUGGACAUGCGCAAGACAAAAAACUUCAUGCCACGCACAACGGUGCUGGACAAGAUUCGCUUAGACUUUGGUAGCAAGAACGACGAUCGCUGCAUCUCCGUGCUAAACCCAGCCAAGUUUGAGCAAAAGUCCACAGAAUCUUUUCGCUGCCUGGUGCAGAGGAUUCGCUUUCUAAUGCUUACUAGCUACAACCGAAAUAUUGUCAAAUAUGAAGAGCUUAUCCGUAGCAAGCGCGAGAAGCGGAAUCAUGAUGGCUGGGACUUCCGACAGUACUUCUUCAUGCAGGAGGAUCUGGCGCUAAUUUUUGAGAAGUUAGAGCUGCCCACUGAGGCUUUAAUUCAAUACGAUGAACUAGAUGCCAUGUUCUCGCAAUUCGUCACACACACGGGAUUGAACGAAAAGCAACAGUGGCUGAAUUACUUUAGGAAGCCCUUGGACUCUUUUCACGGCAUUUGUCUAACCCGACCCGAUAAGUUUGAGAUGCGGGCAAAGAUUCGAGAUGAAGGAGUCUCACUAUUGGAAUUCCGAAACUACCUGUUUGAGCGACAAGCCUAUCUGUUACUAACUUGCAAUGAUAUUCCGGAGAUAGCUAAGCGUCUUCUCAACUUCCUUUUCUCCACAUUACGCGAAGUGGAGUUCAUUAAGCUGGAGUGCCAGGAGGGAGCACUGUGCUGUUGGGAAUUCGUUUGUGCUCUAGAGGUCCUCCAACUAUGUGAACAGGCAAUGGAGCCCAAUGAAGUUACAUGUUUUCAGCAUUGUGCUCCUAUUUGGAAUUUAGCCAAGGACAAGUUGUAUGAACUGGGCAAGCUAUGUGGCUUGCUGCCAGGUUGUACACCCACAUCCGAGCAGUUGCACAUUGUAGUUCAACUGUCCUCUGGAAUAGGAGAUGCUCCGCCAGAACAGCAACAGUUUCUGCAGGCCACUCCACAGCUACGCGAACGUUCCCCAAACCGCAAGCCUAAGAAGUCGGCGGCGCAACAGCUCAAGGAAGCCCUUGGCUCUAAUCAAGCCUUCCAGAAGCUUUACCUUGAAUUAGCCGAAUUGGCCAUCAGUACGUACAAGCAUGUGGCUCGUCUGCGAUCCGCUAGAUUGGUGGGCUUGGACUUGGGAAAGUUUUAUUGCGCCCUAAAUGAACCGCACAAGGCGGUGGGAUUCUUCACUGAUCUCCUCAGGGAACUGAAGGCGGAGAAUUGGCAUUCACUCAGUUCUCAGACACUAUUGGAGCUUGCCAACUGUUACCGCAAGAUGGGCGACUCCAUGGCCUACACCAAGACUUGCAGUUCCAUUUCUUGUUGUGUCGAGCUGGAGACACUGGUUCGAACUUUCUACUUUGAUGAGUUCCUUAAAUCUCUAAAGACUCUGAAAACCACGCUUUCUGCUCAGCCGUCCAUGGAAAAUGCCAAUUUUUGUGUUCUGGAAGAUCACUUUCGCAUCGUUGACAUUGAGGUUGCCAACCAGAAGCCCAUUAUUCAAGAUGACUUCAUAGUGGUUCACCUAAAAGUGGAUAGCCUUUAUCCCCGAGAAAUUGUGGCGGAAAACAUAAAACUGUGCUACGAGCUGCAGGCGGCUCCCUUGGAAGUGGCUAUGGAGAAUGUGUCGUUGACUGCUACACCCUCAACAACAAAGGUUAAGGACACAACUGCACGUCUGAAAGUUUCCCUUCAACUGGCCUACAAGCAGGACAAUCGGCUUCACUCGGCCUCCGUAUCCUGCGAUACCCCAAAAUCGAAGCAGCCCGUGAGGCGCACCAGCAGCACAAAGCGGAAACUGUCUCCUAGUGUUCAGGCAGAUUUUACCAACUUUGUCCAGGCGGAGAACAUCGCUCUGCAGCCUGGAGUUAAUUUUGUCGAGCUAAAAGCAAAAGCCACUCGGGUUGGUAGCUGGACUUUCAAGCAGCUCUGCGUUAGUAUGUCCAGCCUUGAGUUCCUAUCGGAGCAAUUGCCUUUUGUGCCGCCCUGCUUUGAGAUCAGCACAAAGCCAGCCAGUGCGGCAUUGGAGUUCAAAACUCUGACAGCGGGCAUUGUACAACCCAUUAGCUUGAACGUUUCCGGAGGCAGUUUUAUUUUUCCACCGGAUGCCAAAAUAACGCUUCGCUGCUCCAAGAAUCUGAGGAUGCGUCAAGCCCAAGACCCCGCAAAUCUGGAUGCCUAUAACGACGAUUCCACGUUUGAGAGCCAGUUGCAAGUGCCGCUAUUACACUUUAAAUCGUUCGAGGAUCGUAGUAUUCCGCUGGAGGUGCUCUCGGAUAUGCCGGGGCGCAAGGUGUCCAAACACCACGAGCACCACAUUUCCCUCACUUGCCCGUGGUCGCGUAGUGAACUGCCCAUACCAGUUGAUUUCCAGCCCGCCAUGGAGGCGACUUGUAGGCUGCACACCUGUGGCACCCAAAAGUUCCUACAAGUGAUAAUGAAGGGCCUGGAUGCUCACCUUCUAUUGCAGCAGGCAAAGGUGAAGUGCGAUGUGCCCGGUGUGCAGCUGCUUGACUUGAAUCCCUCGCCGCAAGAUCCAAUCGAAAUCUACAAAUCUCUGACUGUCACAUAUUUGUACGAAAUUCAAGUGGAACCUUUAAAGACCGAGCACGAGUUGCCCAUCGUCAAGGUGCACUUUGUAGUCAAAUACGCCCCGGUGUCCCAGCCGGAUGUCUUGAGGAAUUACGGUUGCGCUUUCGAUCUUGUGGACUAUACCACUCUCUUUAAGCUGCAAGCCCAGCUGGAACCAAAUGAACUGUGCCGCCUGCGCACCGUGUGCAACAUGAAUCUGAAGAUCACCAAGGUCCAUGAGAAUCCUUACACGGAUCUGAUGUACGAGGUGCUCAAUGACCAGAAUCUGUGGGCCGUUUGCGGGCGCUCAGCGGAUAUGGGUGUUGUCUCCAUGAAAGACGUAGACAGUCACUCCAUAUCGCUGGAUGUUAUGCCGCUAAGCACCGGAUUUUUACCCAUGCCUAGCAUCCGACUAUCUAAGUACACCGCCGGUGGCAAGAGCAAGACCGACGGCCACUCCAAAGUGCAUCCUUUUCCGCCCGGACAGGUCUACAACUCCACGAAGAGCAUGCAAAUCCAUGUCAUUGCCAGUGUAGCCGGCGAUCAGUAAAAACCAAAAGCCAAUUUAAUUUAAGUGUAUAUUGUUUAAAUAUAUGGCCUGGGGUCAAGUAUUAUUUA